Messenger RNA from Pseudogymnoascus destructans, 1226 nucleotides. RefSeq lists its product as uncharacterized. The record is from RefSeq and is a predicted model, not a curated record. The transcript has 3 exons. The coding region runs from base 122 to 898 and encodes 258 amino acids. Lineage: Eukaryota; Fungi; Ascomycota; Leotiomycetes; Thelebolales; Thelebolaceae.
UGUCCGACAGGGCCAAAAACGUACCUCGGUCCUCGUCACAGUUCCAAAAACAGCUUUCGGCCAGCCACAGCUUAUCUAAUCGUAAUCGGCAAGGCUGAAACUAUCUCCCAAAACAUCCCACAUGCAAAUCCACCCCCCAAGGUGCCGCCCAACACCACUCGGCCGACGAGAUAUUCAUGCUCCCUCGAGCUUCACAGUCAUCAACAGAACGCCCAUCACCCACAACCAUCCCGCAACCAUGGCCCCCCUCCGCCGCUACCUCCGCAUAACCCCCUCCUCCGUCCUCGAAUUGAGGGAGGAGAAUGAGAGGGUGAAGGCGAGGGGGAGGGGGGUUAAGGAUGUUGUUUCUGGUGAUGGGUUUGAAGUCUCGGUCUUCCUCACCCAGACGAGUACAAGGCAUACGGUUCUCAAGAGACGGAAGAUUUUUCGUGAACCAGAACGAAAAGGGGAUGAUACAAACCCCGAUUCCCCCGCGCCCCUCCCGAGAGAGGAGAGCGACGACGUCGUAAUCCAAGACGUCCCCCCCGCGCCCUCCACCGCCGAAUCCACAAACCACCCCCCGCCAACCCGCCACUCCAAACGCACACGCCCUGCCGAAGACGCAGAUACCCUCGUCGUAGCCGACUCCAACGCCUCUGACGCCUCCGCCUCAGACUCCGAUGCUGAUGCCCCGCCGACCAAGCGUGCACGGUCAGCGGCACCACUGGGGGGAGCGGAGGAAGAGGAGCAGGAUGAGAAGAAAAUGGCUAUGCGGAGUGAGUAUGAUGGAUAUGGGAUUUAUGGAAGGGUGUUGUGUCUGAUUGUUACGAAGACGGCGGUUAAGGAUGCGGGGGGUGGGAGGGAGGUAAUGGAGGAGUGGAUUGCUUCGACGCAGAAUCCGGCGGGGGAAGCUACUUGAAGAUGAGGAUAUUCCGAGAGUCUGAAAGAUCGAUAUAUGGCAGAUACGGCGGGUGUUCUCAAGUUGCCUUGCCUGGGAACCGCUGGCGCCUGGACAUGCCACAGCAUGUGGGCAUAACGGUUCUGUGACGAAGGCAGGCUUCCUCCAGGAUCGGCAGACAUUACUCGGUGGUUGUCCACCUACGAGCGAAGCGAGUAGGUGGCGAAAGCGAGUUGGGUAUGCGAAAGCAAGUUUGAGUAUGCCACGUCGCCUCAUGGAUUCACUUCAAUACUACCAAUUCAUGAACAAUACUACCAAUUCAUGAACAAUACUACCAAUUCAUGAACAA